This is a messenger RNA of Myodes glareolus (Bank vole), 4605 nucleotides long. The record is from RefSeq and is a predicted model, not a curated record. NCBI's taxonomy places the organism in Eukaryota, Metazoa, Chordata, Mammalia, Rodentia, Cricetidae.
UUUUUUUUUUGUUUUUUUUUUUUUUAAUUUGAAUCCAGGCAGCCACUACCUUAGCCAGAGUUUGUAGAGAGGCCUAAAAAGUGUCUGGAUCCUGUAUCGGUCUGCCUCAGGAGGCCAGCUCAGCCUGGGGGAGGCUUACCAAGCCAGCACAGGACGUGCCACAGCCUUGAGGAAAACAUGAAACACGUAGGUUUGUCAUCUACCGUUGCCCACGGGUCUGCCCUUCAGAGACGGCCACUGACCUAAUCUCCACCUCCAAAUCUUUGGCACAGAAUGACCCAGCCUUGUUGUGUGCGGCCUACAGUUAUGUUUGAAGUUUAAAUGAUUGUGCUUAAGAGAUCUAGGAAACAAAAAUGCCUGUAAGCCCCGCUUGCCCAAAGACAGAUAGCUGGAAUGCUGGGGCUGUUGCUCACAGAAGAUAACAAGCCACACGUUUUCACUUCUGUAUACAGGGUUGGUUGCCCCAUCUGCACAGGAUGUGCUCGAUCACAUGUAGGCAGGAGGUCCAUCAGGAUGUAUGCUUCUCCCUGAUCAGACUGAAGGCAGGAAGUAGGUCGCCUUGUGGGGUUUGCCUCUAUAAGCACCUGACAUAAUUUGCAGCCAUUCUAUGGGAAUCACAGGUAUGGACCUGGCCAGUGUCUAGACCAGUAUUUAACAAAGCUUGCUUCAAAUUUGGCUCAAAAAUUAUGGUAGAAGUCUUAUUCUUGCCCAGUGGGAUGAGCAGUUGGUGUGACAACACCCUCUUUCCCUGCAUAGCUGGCCAGCAUCGGUAAAUAGCGGGAUGCACCCGUUGCUCCCCUCUCUAGGGAGCCUUUGCACCCGAUUUCUGUACAGACCUUCUAAACGGGGACGAGGUCACUCGUGACCAAGAAGGCACCCAGCCUUGCUCUGUCCCUGCAGCUUAUGCAACGCUGGGUGUGGUCCCUCAAGACUCACACCCAGCUUGCUUCCUCCUGCCCUCCGAUUUUCUGUAAGCCCUCUGUUGCCUGGGAUAGCUCUCUCUGCAAGCUCUGCCGCUGACCUUUUCCACAUCUCAACCCUGCUCUCCCUACAAUCAUCUCCCUGGGAUCCGAGACUCUGCCCAAGCUCCUCCCGCAUUCCCAGCGGGUUCCUUGUGGUCCAGCCUCCUCUUGUCUGACUGUCUGUCUCUGAGUGCCUCCAGCCGGAGCUGUCCCCUCCCUAACCUCCCUGUUGCUGCUGUCUUACCUCCCGACUUUUCACACCAUCUGCUGUUGUCCGUCCUUGGCCCCAUACCUUCUAAUCGUUUUGACGUCUGCCCUCUUUUCUUUCUGGAGAUCUAAUUAGCCACAGUGACAAAUGGCUUGGUAGCCUGGUCCCUGCACUGCCGCCUUCCCUGCCUAGUUUCUUCAGUUCAUCAGUCCACCUAGAGUGUGCCAGGUUCUUGGGAUAGAAGGGAAAGUGCCCUUCCCCGACAGCCUUUGUCUCCUCGGUGCUGGACCCCUGUGAUGGCCUGACCACCAGAGGGUAGGCUGGGCUGAAUACUGGGUUGGUUUCCAGUAUGGAUGUUCCUUGCUGGUAACUUGAUUAUCACCCGCUCUGCCAUCACCACGGUUCUGGCUGAUUUUCGUGUUUUAUUUGUCUGAGACAGAGUUCCACGUAGCUGUUGUAGCUGAGGAUGACCUUUGAACUCUUGCUCCUCCCAAGUGCUAAGAUUACAAACGCGUGCCACCCACCCAGCUGUUUAGAGUCUUCCUACUUUUUUACAAGUUGAAACUCCUAUCUCCAGCCUCCUCUACGGAGAUGCCUCAUGGCCUCUGGAGUCAGCAGCGAGUCACACCCAGCCCGGGAAAACCCUGUGUGUUCUUUCCUCUCUCAUGAUGGAGGCUCGCUCAACACCUCUAAAGAAGAUAGAAGGUCGUAGUGGCAGGAGGGGUGUCACAGCUUGGCAAGUUUAGGCUAGGCCAGCCAGCGCCACUAGUGAGACUCUGUCACAAAACUAACCUAAAUGAAUUAAAGAUCUCAAAAAGCUGAUGCCCUGCAGUUCAUUUCUCCUGGGACUUGGCGACUCGAUUCAGCUUUUGUUUCCUUUGUAUUAGUGACUUUGUCUUUUCAGACAAUAGAAAUUAAAUUUAUUGACAUGCCUGAAUGCAUUGUGGAUGGUUUUGAUCCCUCGACAGGAGGUAAAACCGGGGUGGGGUUUCCUUAAGAGAGCUCAGUCAGAGCUAAGCUCUCCUUUGCCCUCUCAUGCCCCUUCCCAGAAUGCACUUGAACUCACACGACUAUGAAUUUCUCAAUUUUUGGUUUCCAUCCCUGGAAGGUCAAGGAGAGAGAUGGAAGUAGUCACCAGGGCAGUCAUUUUGUCAGAGGUGACACACUUCAGGUUGGACUUGAAUUUCUUGCAUCUGAGCUAAUUGCUGCGCUCAUGCAUCCACCUAUAAAAUUACAGAGCGGCUCACCCAGAGACUCCGUGUCUAUCGCAGGUCCCAGAGCUCUCUCUCCCUGUGGGCUCUGGCAGGCUGCCUGCUGGGUUCUAGGGACCAGCGUAUCCUACCAAUUCCUGGGCCCAUCCUUGGACAUCGGCUCCAAUGGCGGCCCUCACAGACUACUCUUUUAUGUACCGCUGGUUCAAAAAUUGCAAUCUGGUUCGAAACCUCUCAGAGAAGUAUGUCUUUAUCACGGGCUGCGACUCUGGCUUUGGGAACCUGCUGGCCAGACAACUGGUUGAUCGGGGCAUGAGAGUGCUCGCUGCCUGCCUCACGGAGGAGGGGGCCCAGAAACUCCAGCAGGACACCUCCUACCAGCUGCAGACCAUCCUCCUAGAUGUCACCAAGACUGAGAGCAUCAAGGCCGCAGCCCAGUGGGUGAGGGACCAAGUGGGCGAGCAAGGCCUCUGGGCCCUAGUGAACAACGCUGGUGUGGGCCUGCCUAGUGGCCCCAAUGAAUGGCUGACCAAAGAAGACUUCGUGAAAGUGAUCAAUGUGAACCUGGUGGGACUGAUUGAAGUCACCCUGAACAUGCUGCCUAUGGUCAAGAAAGCCCGGGGCAGGGUGGUCAACAUGUCCAGUUCCGGUGGGCGCGUGGCUGUCAUCGGUGGUGGCUACUGUGUCUCCAAGUUUGGUGUUGAAGCCUUCUCGGAUAGCAUCAGGCGAGAGCUUCAUUUCUUUGGGGUGAAGGUCAGCAUUAUUGAGCCGGGGAACUACCGGACAUCCAUCCUGGGCCAGGAAACUCUGCAAUCACGCAUGAAGAAGCUGUGGGACCGGCUGCCGCAGGAGACCCGGGACAGUUACGGAGAGGAGUAUUUCCGUGUCUAUACCGAAAAGUUGGCUAACUAUAUGCAGCUGGCACAUCCAAAACUCAGCGAUGUCACCAACAGCAUGGAGCAUGCUGUGGUCUCCAGGAGUCCCCGAAUCCGCUACAACCCUGGUCUGGAUGUCAAGCUUCUCUACAUCCCCCUGGCUAAGUUGCCCACGUCUGUGACAGAUUUCAUCUUGAGCCGAUACUUGCCGAGGCCAGCAGACAGUGUUUGAGCUGGGGAGCUCAAGGGGUGGCCAGUGGUGCAUGGAGGAGGGGGCAAAGGACUGUGGGAUCACAAGAGGGACACUCACUGCUGGCUUAUGUCUCCCCACUUCUGCUGGGGCCUCCAGAAACCUGAUGUGACCCCUGCUGAUUUAGAGAGUUGCCCUAUGGGCCCCAAGACACCUCUCGCCAAGGCAGGUAUAAACGGCCCUGGCCCUGGAAAAGUCAAGGAGAAGAAAGCUGGCUUCUGUUGAAUGACAAACUGUGGCCACCCUGUAAAAUACCACAGGAUAAGGGCUGGAGAGAUGGCUCAGUGGUUAAGAGUAUUGCCUGCUCUUCCAAAGGUCCUGAGUUCAAUUCCCAGCAACCGCAUGGUGGCUCACAACCAUCUGUAAUGAGGUCUGGUGCCCUCUUCUGGCCUGCAGGCAUACAUGCAGACAGAAUUAUGUAUACAUAAUAAAUAAAUAUUAUAAAAAAUAUCACAGGAUAAUCUAGUCCAUGGGAGACUCUCAGCCCCUCCCCACAGCUCUCCUCACAAGCACAGGUUUGUACAUAUACAAACUGUGUAACGCGGCAGUCAGAACUGCCAGCGCAUAUCCAGAGAAUGUUUGAAGUCGUUUCCUUUCCUUUGCGUUUCUCUAUCUGUAGGUAAUUGGGAUCCAUAUAACACGCACUUCUUUAAUCACCAUUGAUUAAUGUUUCAAGUAUUUAUUGAUUGCUUAAUGCCUACCAGGCACUGAGGUUCUGAGGGUACAGGAGGAGGAGGAAAUCAUGAGCUUGGAUUUUGUUGUUUUGUUUAUGUUUUAUUUUGUUACAAUAGCUACAACAAAGUAGGAAAGUAGCAACAAUGUAAUCAUUCCCAAGCUUGGAUGCUCAUAAUCACUCAGUUAGAGUCCAUAUGGCUGCUGGAGAGGCAGCACUUGCUGACCAGAGGAUCUGUGUCGGAUUCCCAGAAUCCACAUGGUGUCCCACCACCUCCCAUAAUUCCAGUUCCGGGCAUCUGAGGCCCUCUUCUGAUCUCCACAAGCACCAACCAUGCACAUAGUGUGAUAUGCAGACAAAACACUGCUACACAUAAAAUAAAAUAUGGAAGCUGGACAUGGUGUCUCAUGCCUGUAAUCCCAACGC